AGAGACUCCGCCCCUCCCUGAUUCUUCCUGACUGCCAGCGUCAAACCUGAGCCGGGCGUUUGGAAACUGCUGGGCAGCUCCAAAUGAAAAUGUUUGAGAGCCUUGACUCUUCAGCUACGAAAUCUGGCCGGGAUCUCUGGGCUGAAAUUUGUUCUUGUCUGCCAAGUCCUGCCCAAGAAGAUGUUUCCAACAAUGCCUUCUCCGACUCCUUUAUGGAUUCACAUCCUGCAGGUGAAGGCCAUAUGGAGGCAGCAGACUCUGCUGUCCAGCCAACUGUAAAGCCAUGGGCUCCCUUGCAUGAUUCAGAAGUGUAUUUAGCAUCUCUGGAGAAGAAACUAAGAAGAAUCAAAGGUUUAAAUGAGGAAGUAACUUCCAAGGACAUGCUUCGCACUCUGGCCCAAGCUAAGAAGGAAUGCUGGGAUCGAUUCCUCCAGGAGAAGUUAGCGUCAGAGUUUUUUGUGGAUGGACUUGAUUCCGAUGAGAGCACCUUGGAACAUUUCAAAAGGUGGCUCCAGCCAGAUAAAGUCGCCAUCAGCACAGAGGAGGUCCAGUUCCUCAUCCCUCCAGAGUCGCAGGCCGAGAAGCCAGAGGCCGGGGACAAGCCAGAGGCAGCAGAACAAUAAAUCACACACACAUACGCCAAGCAGCUGUCUGGGGCCCAGGGGGAACAGCGGAGAGCUUGACAGCACGGCAGCAAGGAGAAAUCCAGGGAGGGGAAAAAGCCCAGACUUCCACUCCACAAAGCAAACAGCUGCUGGCCCCCGGGGACUUGCUUAGAGCUGGCAUGUGUGACUGUCCUGGAUGAAGUGACAGACCCAGUGUGUGCUGGAUCAAAACACUGCCGUCCUGCAUGUCUCACAGCUUGACUGAGCGCUGCUGCUGUUGCUGCUACGUGGGUUAGAAGUCUGUAAGGACCCAGUGAAGAGCAGGGUGUGAAAGAGCUCGGAAACAUUGGAGCCCUUGUAUAGAAUGGAUCAGUCAAGUGAGCCAUGUUUUUUCUUUCUCUUCUGCAUCUUCAUGCCUGCGUCUCAAGCAUUCCAUAGUUAAGUAGUCAGGAACAAGUAUAGCCAAGGAGAGUGAAGUCAGUCUCCUUGAGUCCAAGCCCUUGCCAGGCUUUCUCACAUACUCAUCGUAAGUGGACGGACUCUCAGGAACCGGGCUUUUCCUUUUGAUUUGUUCCUUUUGUCAAAAAAUGGAAAGGAAAAAAAAAGUGUGAAAACAUGGGUGUUUAUAUCUGUGUAGGUAUAUUUUCUAUUUCGUGGCUUUUCCCCUAGCUUCUCCUUGUAGGAACUUUACACGUUCCAAGUUAGACUUGUAAAUAUGGUUUAGUGUUUGACACAACUCUUGAUUAAUUCCAAACUUACUCCCCAUGACAAAUUCCCUGACUGAGUUUGCAUUUACUCCUUGUUUAUUGUGUUGUUCGUGUAAAGUUUGAGUUGUCUAUAUAAAGCUUUCUCAUUGGAACAUCUGUAUAGUGUGGAGGGUGCCAUUGACCCAUUUCCUCUCACAUAAAUGCUGAGGAGGCAGGGAAGUAAAGACAAAGGUAUGCCAAGGCAGGGGAGCCAGCAACCUUUGCCAGCCUGGUGUACGUAGGGAGUUCCCGGAUAGCCAGGGCUACGUAGAGAGACAUGGUCUCAAAAAAGGAAGAGAUUGGGGGCUGGAGAGAUGGCUCAGUGGCACUAACUGCCCUUCUAGAGGUCCUGAGUUCAAUUCCCAGCAACCACAUGGUCGCUUACAACCAUCUAUAAUGUAGUCUGAUGACCUCUUCUGGCACACAGGUGUAAAUGCAGAUAGAACAUUCAUAUACAUAAAAUAAAUUUUAAAAAAACCUAAAAAAUAGAAAAGAUUUUCUUAUUUUAUUAUUUAUAUGUAUGUGUGUUUGCUUGUGUGAGCUUAUGUAUACCAUGUAUGAGCAAGAGCCCAUGGUCACCAGAAGAGGAUGGCGGAUCCUUUGCAACUGAAGUUACAACUGAUGCCAUGUGGAUGCUGGGUGGACCCAAGUUUUCUGCAAGAGCAAUAAAUUGUCUUAACUGCUGACCCA
Molecule: messenger RNA, 2041 nt
Organism: Mastomys coucha (southern multimammate mouse)
Lineage: Eukaryota; Metazoa; Chordata; Mammalia; Rodentia; Muridae
Gene: Ccdc32
Product: coiled-coil domain containing 32
Exons: 4
Coding region: 84-623 (179 amino acids)
Biological process (GO): cilium organization
Source: RefSeq, a predicted model, not a curated record